UCUAUAUUUUAUUUUUACGUCUAUGGUACAAGUUGUCAAGAGGAUAGACAAAAGAGAAGAGAAGAAAUGAACAAAAAUCGUCACAAUGCGCAGACGCGAAGCGCGAAGUAGUUCAAAUGUUCCAAAAUCAAAGAAUGCAAGACUGACUAGAAAGCAUAAAAAAAUAGUUUUUUACGUUAUCACGUGGAAGCUGUACGCUUGGUAAGCUAUUUAUGAUUAAUGUCUAUAAUAUUUGAGUGUUCGACUUGAUAUUUGUUAAUACGAGAUGGUGAACGUCCAAACAAGCAAAAUGCUUACAAAUAAGCACAUAAAGGUAUAGAGACAUAAACAAAACUAGAUUCAACAAGUGAACACGGGUCCCCAUCUUCGACUUGGCGAUUGUUUAUUUUAUCACUGCUGAACAUGUCCAAAGUAUCAAAAAAGGGGCGCAAUCCAGGCGCUGUAGACAGUUGGCUGGACUCGCUAGGUCUCUAUAGGAAAAACGUAGCCUACGAUGAGACUUGUUUGUUCAGAGCUGUUAGUGAACAGGUGUAUGACUGCCAGGUGUACCAUGAAAGAGUACGAAAGGAGUGUAUAGCUUUCGGUAGGAAAAACUACCAUUUAUUUCACUAUUCAUUCAAGACUGAAGAGAAAUUCUUAGAGCAUCUGGACCAGCUGGAGAAGCACAUGGUUGUGUGUGGGGAAGCUGAAAUUGAUAUCAUCAGUAGGAAAUACAACCGGGAUGUUAUCAUAUUUGAUGCUACUGAUCAAAGAAUCUAUGAUGCAACUAAAAGAAGUAAAGAAAAAAGCAAUAUUGCUCUGUUUCAUGGAUAAAGAUCAUUAUGAUGUAGUUUAUAAGAAGGAUCACAUAGCAGUUGCUGGUUUUUGUCAGUCUAUGGUAUACAAACUUCUAUAUGAAGAUGUCUUCAAAAUCCCUAAUGUAGAUGACAUAGUCCAUAACAUGCUAUAUGAAAAGAACAGUAUAACAACUCAAGCAGAAAUGCAACUGUUGAAACCAAAGAUUAGGAAUGAAGAUGAAGCAGGACCUUCCUCAAAGCCAGAUUCCUUGUGGGAUGACACAGAGAACCCCUUGAAUGUGGCCCCAUUUCCCUUCAAGGUUGCCAAGGCUUUGGAUCCCAAUAUUUAUAGGAAUAUUGAGUAUGAUACCUGGGGAGAAGUAAGGAGAGAACUGAGACUGAGUGACUGGUAUUAUGGCGAUGACAAACUGAUCCUGGGUACCAGAUGCAUUUACAAUGACCCAUUCGGUACAAAACACGACUGCUACAUACAGGAGUUGCUCAAAGAUCAGAACAAGUGUAUUAUAUACUUGACCAAAGAAGUAGAGAAGAAGACAGUGAACUAUUCUGAUCUCUCUCCUGAGGAUGAUGCGAAACCUUGGCCUCUGCCUUAUAGAUUCAUGAAGAAUCUAGUUCUUUCACCUGAAAAACCUCCGGUAGACGUCAGACAUCCGCAGAGAUCUCACAAGAAAAAGAACAAAGAUAAGAAACGUACCAAAAGUGAAAGCAGUUUAGUAUCAGUACUUCCUGCCACGUCUGAACCAAUCGAAAACUAUGUCGGCAUGCCUUUGCAAAUGCAGCCUUCGACACCGAUUGAGCAGAAUAACAACCAAACUGUUGGAACGUCGACUGAAACGCAGACUGACUACACUGUAGCUGAAAGCACUGAAACUACACCUGAUCCUUCAGCCGCUCAAAAUAGGUAUCCCUAUGGAUGGCAACCGUAUGGGACCCCGUUGACUCCAACUCCGUUUGUGUGGCCUCAAGCGCCUCAACCGUUCAACUAUAAGACAGUGGUUGCCUCAGCACCGGUUACUCCAGAUGUCAUUCCAUACCACGACGUGAACAACCCCUUCUACUACAACUACCACGUCAGCAACGUAUACCCGCAGCAAAACUACCCGUGGUUGUACGCUCCGUCCGAGUACCAGCAGCAGUCUGACGACGCGACGAGGCAACCGAUCGUCGACCAAUCGGAGCAGCAGUACGUCGAGGUUGCUCAAUCGCCGUUGGUGGUCGAACAGCAGCCGCAGACGAACGGGUACGAAGCGAUGCCGCAACCUGCGCAGACGGAGACGACGCUGAUGCACGAGAGGCCGAGGUUGACCUUGAACCUCACGCCGCCCAGUCCGAACACGGCCGUGAAGAUGUUCCCGUCUGUUAUUACAGUUCCUCCAGGUACCCCUGUACUGUACGCCGUUCAACCCCAAGAGAUGUCCGAAGUACUGAUGUCUCCGACUCAGAUGAUGUACGCCUCUCCGGCAGUAGACGCGAUGUCUUACAUGCCCAGGAACACCUUCGUCUUCCCGCCCACUCCGCCGUCCACGUGGUACACACCGGGGGUCACGUCGCAAGGUUUUGUGUUCCCUCCACAGUAUUGAGUGAGACUCGAUGAGCAGUUAAAAAAUGCAAUAUCAUGUGUGUCGAUUCGGUAUAACCCGCGAAAAGUUUGACCCUGAAAAAUAUCUAAUAGUAUAUUUUGAACCAAAAAAGAUGUAUCACACGAUGCUUCAAGUCAAGCUGGGGGUCUAAAUUAUUCGCAGGAUUAACUUUUUAAUAUAUGUUUAUAUUUGUUUUUGUGGCGUAUCGCGAGGAUAUCGUUUUUGUUUUUUUUUUCAGAAAUAUAUUUUUGUUUGCCUUUUUUCAUCUAAGAGGAUAUAUUUAUGUUAUUCGUGAGGAAAGUAUAUUUAAGUUUAAAUAAUAUCGCGUCAGAUCGACGCGUUAUUUUGUUAUACUUGUACUAUAUAUGUAUAUAUAAUCAGUGACAAUAAGUACUAAAUAAUCAUAUUAGCAAAUUUCCCGGCAAUAAUUGUAAAGUCUGGUUUUAUUGGUACAAGUUGUUCAAGGGGGUAUUUAAAAUAUGGACGUAUAAAAUGGGUACACCGAUUUUUGCGGGGAAACUUUUUAUUUGACUACAAAGAAUGAGAGUGUUUUUAGGGAUUUAAUCGAAAGUGUUGAUAGGAACGAAAAAACUUUUUAUAUAAUAUUUUUAGGUAUUUUUGAGACCUACAAAAUGAGGCCACACGUAAAAAGAUUCGACUGAUAGCAAAAAUAUUAUGACCAAAAAACGAGGCAAAUGUUUUGGCACUUAUGCGACGAUAAUUCCACGCAACUACUCGAAAUUCUUCAAAUCGUUCGGAUUCAUACUUCUAAAUAACAACCAUAAAAUUGGAGUAUAUUGGUCAAGUAGUUUCUUGAUAAUUCCUAAUUGUUUAUCCCAAAACACCUGUUUUCCGGCCAUUACUACUAGUUUAUUGAGCAAUAUACAGGGUUCGUUCAAAGAGCAUUUAAUAGCAAAAUACACGUGUUUACCUUGCCGAUAUCAAUCACAAACCAUUCCCAAAGAUAACUGUUAUUUUUAUGCGAAAAACAAAGUUUACGUUUUUUUCUUCUAAACAAAUCCAAACCUUUCGUAUUUGUGAGUAAUUGAACAAAUGCACUACGAUAUUCGGAAAACAUUUGUUACUAUACACAUUUUAAAACAAAGCGGAUGUAUCUACCAUCUUUUGUUGCAAAUUACUCACAAAUACGAAAUGUUUGAAUUUGUUUAGAAGGAAAAACGUAACCCAUCCUUUUUUGCAUAAAAAUAACAUUUAUCUUCCGGAACGGUAUGCGAUUUAUAUCGGCAAGGUAAAUUAGUGUAUUUUGCUAUAAAAUGCCAUUUGAACUAAUCGCAUAUUGCUGAAUCAUCUAGUAGUGUUGGCCGGAAAACAGAUAUUUUGGGAUAGUUAGAAAUUCUCAAAAACUACUUGACCAAUGUAUUCCUAUUUUGUUGUGGUUAUUUAGAAGUACGAAUCCUACGAAUUUGGAAAAUUUCAAGCAUCUGCGAGAUCCAUAGUAGCCAAAACCUGCCUCGGUUUUCGUCCAUAACUUUUUUGAUAUUAGUCGGAUCUUUUUACGUGUGGUCUCAUUUUGUAGGUCUCAUCGAUACCUAAAAAUCUUAUAUAAAUAGUUUUUUCGUUACUGCCACCACUUUCGAUUAAAUCCCCAAAAACACGUUUUCUCAUUCUUUGUUGUCUAAUAAAGUUUUCCCACAAAAAUUGAUGUGCCUAUUUUACGCGUCCAUGUGUUGAAUACCCUCUUGAACAACUUGCAGCAAUAAAACCAGACUUGAAAAUUAUUUCGCAAACCAGGGGUAUUUUCGUCUAAUAUGAUUGGACUAAUAGUAAAAACUCUUUGUAAACUAUAAAGUAUUAUUUACUUUUUUGCGAGAUUCAACGGCUGUGAAAGUAGAAAAAAGUAAGUCCUACUUUGACUUUUGAUCUCAUUCAGAAAUAUUUUUUACGUUGAUCUGCCA
Molecule: messenger RNA, 4293 nt
Organism: Acanthoscelides obtectus
Lineage: Eukaryota; Metazoa; Arthropoda; Insecta; Coleoptera; Chrysomelidae
Source: the annotation of a GenBank genome assembly